Messenger RNA from Vicia villosa (hairy vetch), 549 nucleotides. RefSeq lists its product as uncharacterized. Gene Ontology annotation, cellular component: dynein complex. The transcript has 2 exons. Gene Ontology annotation, molecular function: dynein light intermediate chain binding; dynein intermediate chain binding. The record is from RefSeq and is a predicted model, not a curated record. Gene Ontology annotation, biological process: microtubule-based process. Bases 173 to 448 code for a protein of 91 amino acids. Lineage: Eukaryota; Viridiplantae; Streptophyta; Magnoliopsida; Fabales; Fabaceae.
AAUCCAUCAAUAUAAAAAGGCUAAAAAUCUCUCUAACAAAAGGAGAAACAAAAACACUAACACUAGACUAAAAUCACAACUCUUUAGCCUUCAAAAUAGAAAGAAAAAUAAAAAUCUAAAUAUCAAUGUUUAGAUCUUAUUUGAGGGCUAAGUAGCAAGAAGUUGUUGAAAGAUGUUGGAAGGUAAAGCUAUGAUAGAUGACACUGACAUGCCAAAUAAGAUGCAGAUUCAAGCCAUGUCUUAUGCUUCUCAAGCUCUUGAUCUUUAUGAUGUUCUUGAUUGUGAAUCCAUUGCUGCUCACAUCAAAAAGGAGUUUGAUACAAGAUAUGGUUGUGGAUGGCAAUGUGUGGUAGGUUCAAGUUUUGGGUGCUUUUUCACUCAUUCUAAGGGAACUUUCAUAUACUUUACACUUGAGACUCUUAAUUUCCUCAUCUUCAAAGGGGCUUGACUACAUGCACAUCAUUAUUUUCUUGUUUGCAUUUGUAAUGUUCAUUUUGAUUUUGUAUGUAUGAUGGAUAUUUUCAUGAUAAAGUUCUCCAGCUUAUCUUA